This is a messenger RNA of Pseudogymnoascus verrucosus, 4018 nucleotides long. RefSeq lists its product as uncharacterized. The transcript has a single exon. Lineage: Eukaryota; Fungi; Ascomycota; Leotiomycetes; Thelebolales; Thelebolaceae. Bases 895 to 3759 code for a protein of 954 amino acids. The record is from RefSeq and is a predicted model, not a curated record.
GUGGGUGAAAGGCUUUCCUUUUUAUUUUAUUCGCUUUAUUUGCUUUUUAUGAUAGGGUCUUUCAUUCUUGCCAACUUCUGCUUCGGUACAGUGUAAAUGCAUCAUUCCUACCACCACGCUGAUUUUCACGCCCAGAGAACGGGGAAGUAGCGACCCGCAAAAUAACAACGAACGAACGACUUCUUGUCAGGAAUCGAAUGACUAGCUCUCAGAGAGGCCUGCGAAGGAGUCCAUUACGAGGACGACAUCCUUAUUGUGUGAAACAAGCUCGGCGGCUCCAUCCGCGAAGCCAUGGUCUAGUGGCGUGGCAUCAGAGGGCGGAGGGGUAGGGGGAAGGCUGAUAGCGGGGUAGGCGUGGUUGACGAGCGAGUCAACAACGUCUUCGAAGAUGUCGAGCUGGGAUGUGCCAGACGCCAGGGGCCAGAACGUAUGUGAUAGGUGUUUCAUACCGCACCAUUACUAUCGUUUUCAUGCAGCAAAAAUUGGGAGGCAGCAAACUAUGCAGAGAAACACAUACAACACGACGUCUGUCUCGCUCUGGAGCCUGCUAUAGGCAGAGGUGCCAAGUCACCGUGCUGAAGCGCUUACAACCUUGUAAUAUUCUCAGGCCAACGACUCCCUAGAGGCAACAUCCUCAAUUGCGUUGUGAUCCCAAACGACUCAAUGGAGUUGCUAGCCCUUUUUUGUGGAUGAACAGCAACCAAAGCUGAUACGACGUCCAGUAAAGUUGCGGUGUUUGAGUGCAUAUAUGAACUGCAUAUUAAGCGCCCACGACACAUUACUCCCUUGGCGUUUGCAAUAGGCUUCAAAUAUACUGUUAAAUUGGGCCCUAAUAGCCAUACCUUGGAUAUCAACAGAAAAGCUCUGCAAUACAACUAUGCUUUCUAUGUCAGCAUGUCUACAGCCAUUGUUCCAAGCGGUGGCAGCGACAACUCAAAUGUCUUCACUCAACAAGGCACAGUCGAUUGGACAUUAUUAUCAGGGUCAACCGUGAACUUCACUAUUGAAAUCCUUGCGCGGUUGUCGAAGGCUGGCGUUGAACCGAUUACAGCUGCGAUGGGCCAGGCAAUUUUUGCUGGGUUCAAUCUUGACCCAGAUGGACAAAUAAGAUUCUCUAGUACUAUAUCACGCUUGAAAGCAUUUUCGUCGUAUGGAAAUGUUAUGUGGUUUGGAUUUGGAGUGAAGCACAUUAUCCGCACAUUGUCCGAGACGGAGCAAGGCGCAACAUGUGCUGCCAUCUGUGCUUGUCUAUCGGUCUCAUACGACAAGUUCUUUUGCAGCAAAGUUCUAAAGGCUCUUGCCGACCAACAAAAAGCCCCGAACACUUUAGUGCCAUCUCUUUCUCAAUGGGCGGCUCUCGCCAACAUAUGUGCUGGGGCGGUAUCAGGCUCACGAUUCCCUCAGUUAGUAGAAGUAUAUUCACGCAUAAUGCAGUCAUAUGAUGGCGAUAGCAGAAAUGCAUUACAAGAGACAACAUCUCCUGACAAACUUGCAAGAGCUAUUUUAGAGCUUGGAAAGGUUUCCUCUGGAACUGUUCAAAGUGUCACAUUUAUUGGCGGUGUAGAUUGCGGCUGGCUUGCGGCUCUUGCACAAUGGCUUCUAUCUCUUAAGGUGGAUAUUGUGGCCGCGGAUGGCUCAGUCUUAUACUCUAGUAGGACAUCGGUUGACCCGUCCUAUUAUCCCCAGGUCUCAAUUGUGCAGGGAUUGGGCCAUAAUGGCCGGGGCAGUUCAACACUCUUUAAGAGAUCUGUUUUCGUUAUGCCAGGGAAACUGUUUUUUGGUGCCAAAUGGGAUUUAGUCGACCGCCAACGACAUUUUUUCUCGGCGGGGAGAUCGGAAUGGCGAACCAUUUUGCAUGAUACAUUUGGUGCGGAUUUUGAUACACUUCUACAUCCGGAGAUAAUACAGGAUUUUGCGGAGCUUCUCUGUUGCGGAUUUUCUGUUUCUGAUUCAGAUAACGGCCAGCGCCAUGUCGAUCCCUGGAGAGGCCUUUCUACGACCAGUACAGAGAGUCGACUCCUGCAACUUUCUUUUGCCGCACAACGCUUGCCUGAGCUUAUACCCGUAUGUCAGAUUGCAAAACAGAAAGUCUAUUUUCAAGAGAGAAGUUAUGGCGAACAUAAUACCUUUCCAAGAGUACUUGCGCGCCACUGCUCGUGCGACCAAUGCAAGUUUCAUCGAGAACAUCUGGCUGGAAAGAGUGGUCAUUUCCCUCUAAUCUCGAAAAAAAUCUGUUUAGAAAAAGUCGCCUUAGCUAUUUUUGAGUAUAUUUGGACCCUUUCUUGGCUGGAUAUAGAUGAGAAUGUUUACCCAUCUGUUCGUGGCUUGCUUCUGACGUAUAGAGGCCAGAAAACAGACCGAUAUGACGACAGUUUCCGAACAGAUACCAUAAAAGACAAGCUUUUCCAAAAACCGUUGAUGUCUAAAGCCAUAGAAUUAUUUACUGGCCUCCCCGAAACUGACCAUCAAUGGGCCUGGGGGUUGUCGGCCGGAUGCAAAGCUGGUGUUUGCGCCUAUCUUCCGUCGCUAAAAAACCCAACAACUUCGCCGCCGGAACAGCUUCGCGUCAUUGUAGUUGCAGGCCACAUUGAGUGGAAUAGUAAAACAUUUUCAAUGGUCAAAGACGGACGGAGUGAAAUGGUCGAGGUAUCAUUGGGAGACCUCGCCUCAACUUUCGUCCAGACUUAUGGCCUCAAUGUGGACCUUAAGCUACGUGUGCAAGAGACCUUUACGUCGGAUGUUUUAGAGGCAGAUCUCUGGGUUUCAAGCAAACCAAUAGAGCCGUUGCAGCGCAUUUCAUACCACGAUGGCCAUAUAGUCGACCCCCCGCCUGCGUCUAGCUCACCUACCCGCAUACAAACUUUUGGCGCUGCGAAAAUAAGAGCAGCCAUUAUAUCUAGCAGAUUUACAUCUAGCUGCCACUCCGAGUCAGUAGAGACGAAUGCUCUCUCUAUUGAUGGACCGAUCUGCUGGUCCGGCCCUUGUUCUGAUGCCGCCAAAUAUCUGUGGGUUGAUGGCUACAAUAACAAAAGUUAUAGCCCUACAAAUGAAGAGUGGGCGCUGAUAUCUCAAAGCGAAUGUUGCCAAGAGAUAGUCCGGGGACCAUAUCAGCUGCUAUAUUCAGUCAUCUGCAGAAUGAAGGGAAAGGCCAAAAUCCGCUUAGGCUCUGCUACUUGUUUGAUGUGCUUAUUGGGAACACAUCGGAAUCUACGAGGUGUAGAGCAUAUCAGGAUUGUUAUUGGUCGUGGCAAUCACGGCCACAGCAGGUGGUCCUAUUCUCAUAUUCGCAAUCUAGAGCGUGUUACUGUACAUUCAUUCCUGGGUAGUAGACCUUCAUCGCAGGUCCUUCUCACUUCCGCAAAAUUUCCCUCUGGGAUGCCAACUAAACAGCCGCCCUUAGGGCCAGACAGUGCAGUUUCUGGGAUUAAUCAAGAAUCGAAUUCUGGUGUCGUCCCAGGUCGGCCAAUGCUUCUCGCUACGCCGCAAACUGCACAAUCGCCCUCUGAGCCAGAGAAUACAAUCUCCAGUAACAAUCAACAAUCGGAUUCCAGUGUCGCCCCAAGCCCGGCGACACUCCCUCCUACGUCACGACCUGCACAGCCGCCCUCAGAGUUAGGCCAUACAACUCCCGGCAUUGAUCAAAAAGAAUCGGAUUCUAGUGUCAUCCCAAGCCAGGAAAUAAAGGGCGGAAUACCUCACCGAGGACGGGACUUUAAGAGUCCCAAUCCAAGAGAAAUCCAAAGGGCUAGGAGUCUGUAAUCAAAUUCCCGAAGGGCGUGGCUGGGGGUUUAGGGGCGCGAGAGGGACUAUAUAUCCCGAGACGGAACGGCUCUAGGAGCAAUGCGGUUGGAGAUCGACCAGGACAAUAACUGGAAGGGGCGAGAGUAGAGUACUAUGACUAGGGAUAUAUAUUUUCUUUAUAGCUAUGAGCAUUACUUGAGCGGUCUCGAGGGCGGAGUUAAGGGAUUUCUGCGAAUUUAAGAAUUUGAUAAUUACAAUUUAAACUUUUAUAAUGGGA